AUGGAGAGGAGUGAGGUGAGCCUGAGAGUUGCUUGCAGGAAAGAGCAUUACCACAUCUUGACUUCGGUGAUGGAUCCAGGAAACUACAUAAUGAUUUCCAGGCAAAAUCUCAAAUCACUUCCUUUUCUGCAGGUCACAAGUAAUAGUGACUUUCAAACAAUGACCCAAAAUAAGCUGGUGAGAGGACAUGCUUACGCAGUAACUGGCCUGGAGGAUGUCCGCUACAGAGGCAAAGUGGAAACUCUCAUUCGGAUCCAGAAUCCCUGGGGCCGGAUCGAGUGGAAUGGAGCCUGGAGUGACACAGCCAAGGAGUGGGAAGAGGUGAGCCCGGACAUCCAGUUACAGCUACAGCAAAAGAAGGAAAAUGGGGAGUUCUGGAUGUCCUAUGAUGACUUUAUGAGCAACUUUACACUCCUGGAGAUCUGCAAUCUCACCCCAGAUGCACUCAUCCCCUUGGAACACAAUAGCUGCUGGCACACAACGGUCUAUGAGGGCAGCUGGCGGAAAGGGAGCACUGCAGGGGGCUGCAGAAACAACCCCGACACGUUCUGGAGCAACCCCCAGUUUAAGAUCUCUCUCCCAGAGGAGGACGACCCAGAGAAUGACUCUGAGAAAGACGACAUGGUCUGCACCUGCCUGGUGGCCCUGAUGCAGAAGAACUGGAGACAUGCUCGGCCUGAGGGAGCCCAGCUGCUCACCAUCGGCUUUGUCAUCUUCUCGGUCCCGAAGGAGUUUCAGAAUGUCCGGGACAUCCAUCUGAAGAAAGAGUUCUUCAUGAAAUAUCAAGACCACGGCUUUUCGGAGAUCUUCACCAACGCGCGGGAGGUGAACAGCCACCUUCGGCUGCCCCCAGGGGAAUACAUCAUUAUUCCCUCCACCUUUGAGCCCUACAAAGAUGCUGACUUCCUGCUUCGGGUCUUCACGGAGAAACACAGUGAGACCUUGUUGCUGGAUGACGCCAACUGGGCUGAGCAUCUCCAAGAGGAGACCAUCUCUGAGAAGGAUGUGGACCAGGACUCCGGUGACUUGUUUGGGAUAGUGGCAAAUAGGGACAAGGAAGUGGGUAUGUUUGAGUUACAAAGACUCCUCAACAAGAUGGCAUCUAAAUUCAAGAACCUUAAGACCAAGGGCUUUAGCCUGGAUGUCUGUCGCCGCAUGGUCAACCUCAUGGAUAAAGAUGGUACUGGCAAGCUGGGCUUUCUGGAGUUCCAGAUCCUGUGGAAAAAGAUCAAGAAAUGGACAGACAUCUUCAAAGAGUGUGACCAGGACUGCUCAGGGACCUUGAACUCCUACGAGAUGCGCUUGGCAGUAGAGAAAGCAGGCAUUAAGAUGAACAACAAGCUGACUGAGGCGGUGGUUGCCCGGUACGCAGAUGAAAACAUGAUCGUGGACUUUGACAACUUCAUCAACUGUUUCCUCAGGCUAAAGGCCAUGUUUGCGUUCUUCCUAUCCAUGGACACCAACAAAACUGGUUCUAUUUGCUUGACUAUAGAGCAGUGGCUACAAAUAACCAUGUGGGGGUAG
Molecule: messenger RNA, 1524 nt
Organism: Acomys russatus (golden spiny mouse)
Lineage: Eukaryota; Metazoa; Chordata; Mammalia; Rodentia; Muridae
Gene: Capn11
Product: calpain 11
Exons: 17
Coding region: 1-1524 (507 amino acids)
Biological process (GO): proteolysis
Cellular component (GO): cytoplasm
Molecular function (GO): calcium ion binding; calcium-dependent cysteine-type endopeptidase activity
Source: RefSeq, a predicted model, not a curated record